AUGCUGCCGCUCAGGCUGCUCGGCCUCCUCUGGAUGCUCGGGGCCUCCCCAGGGGCCACAGGAACUCUGUCCACGGCCUCAUCCACCUCGGCUGCGCUCUUCCCUGGUGCAGAAGCAGCCCGCCCUGCCCCGCGCUCCAAGGGCGCAGCAUGGGGGCCCCUGGGGACCCCCCAAACUGCCUUUCCCCUGCCUGAGAGCAGAGAAAACACACCUAUGACUCUCCUGUCCACUCACCUUCCCAAAACAGGGCUCAGCCCCCCGGGCAGUUCCAACACCUCCACCACGUUUGCCGUCAAGGUUGAAACCAGCCCCCCCACAGUCUUAGUCUACCAGUCUACCACGGAGUGCGUCGAUCCCACGAGCAUGCUCAUUACCACCGCCUACCCCCACACCACCUGUGUGACUGUGACCAGCGUGCCCCUCACCGGCUCAUACACUGCCACUCCCGUGACACAGAAGCCAGUGACGGCCACCUCCAGGACUUACCCUGUUACCACCACCCAGAAGGUGACCUCAGUCAUGACCUCUUCCCUCACCUCCGCCACUACAGGGAGCAUGUCCACAGUGAUGGCCAUACCCACCUCCUCUUCCUCAACAGCAGAUAACCCCUGGGACCCUGGGACCUCCUCUACAAAGGGGACCACAGAAAGGACUACCCCGAGCCCAUCAGGCCUCCUUUCAACUCGAAUAACGACGCAGAACAAUUUCAUUGACUGGUCCUCCACCAUCCAGAACACGGAAACACCAUCAGCAGCUAGCACCACCAUGAGCGCCACUCCCAGUGUGACCACUAAUCUCCCGAGUCCUGGAAGCUCCCCAACAGGUUCCCUGGCUACAGGCACUCCAGCCACGUCUGCAUCCUCCCCAGCCACGGCCGCCACCGCCUCUCCUGCCAUGACCAGCAGUGUGUUCACGUCCCCCACAAGUACGAUCCUGUCUUCUACUCAAUUCCCAAGCACAGGACCAGUGACCACCGCCACCACCCACAGCACCCCAUCAGCUACCUGGGUCACCACAGCCCCUAUGACAGAUGCCAGGUCUACAGCUACAUCUGAGAUGUCCUCAGCCAGUUUCCCCUCUAGUGCUGUCACACAUUCCACAUCUGAUGUCACCUCUCCCACCACCAUGACACACACACAGACCAGUGCUUCUUUCCUCUCACCCACGUGGUCCUCUGUGUCCACCUCAGAAACCACCAAGCCUGCUCCCACAUUGCAGGUAACUGUGGCCACCGUGACCACCUCUCACGACACACACAACUUCACAACUUCAAGCAGCUACCCCACUUACAGCCCAUCCACAACUGCCAUCCCCUCACCUCCCAGCACCCUGGGUACCACAGAGACACCCACACUCACAUCUUCCUCCAGUCCAGGCAUCCCUGCCGUCUCACUGACCACCAGUACCACCUCAUCUAUGGACAACUCUGGGCCAUCGACCAUGACAACAGACAUGACUUCCACCUACAUAGCCUCCAGCAUUCCAGCGACCCUCACCAAGACCAGUCCCUGGUCCUCCACCAUCCAGCACACGGACACGACCCCACUGGUUAGCACCACCAUGAGCACCACUCCCAGUGUGACCACUAAUCUCACGACUCCUGGGAGCUCCCCAACAGGUUCCCUGGCUACAGGCACUCCAGCCACGUCUGCAUCCUCCCCAGCCACGGCCGCCACCGCCUCUCCUGCCAUGACCAGCAGUGUGUUCACGUCCCCCACAAGAACGAUCCUGUCUUCUACUCAAUUCCCAAGCACAGGACCAGUGACCACUGCCACCACCCACAGCACCCCAUCAGCUACCUGGGUCACCACAGCCCCUAUGACAGAUGCCAGGUCUACAGCUACAUCUGAGAUGUCCUCAGCCAGUUUCCCCUCUAGUGCUGUCACACAUUCCACAUCUGACGUCACCUCUCCCACCACCAUGACACACACACAGACCAGUGCUUCUUCCCUCUCACCCACGUGGCCCUCUGUGUCCACUUCAGAAACCACCAAGCCUGCUCCCACAUUGCAGGUAACUGGGGCCACAAUGACCCCCUCUCAUGACACAAACAGUUUCACAACUGCAGCCACUUAUAGCACAUCUACAAUUGCCACCUCCUCACCUCCCAGCAUCUUGGGUACCACAGAGACAUCCACACCCACACUCACAUCUUCACCUACUCCAGGCAUCCCUGCCAUCUCACUGACCACCAGUACCACCUCAUCUAUGGACAACUCUGGGCCAUCGACCAUGACAACAGACAUGACUUCCACGUACACAGCCUCCAGCAUUCCAGCGACCCUCACCAAGACCAGUCCCUGGUCCUCCACCAUCCAGCACAUGGACACGACCCCACUGGCUAGCACCACCAUGAGCACCACUCCCAGUGUGACCACUAAUCUCACGAGUCCUGGGAGCUCCCCAACAGGUUCCCUGGCUACAGGCACUCCAGCCACGUCUGCAUCAUCCCCAGCCACGGCUGCCACCGCCUCUCCUGCCAUGACCAGCAGUGUGUUCACGUCCCCCACAAGUAUGAUCCUGUCUUCUACUCAAUUCCCAAGCACAGGACCAGUGACCACUGCCACCACCCACAGCACCCCAUCAGCUACCUGGGUCACCACAGCCCCUAUGACAGAUGCCAGGUCUACAGCUACAUCUGAGAUGUCCUCAGUCAGUUUCCCCUCUAGUUCUGUCACACAUUCCACAUCUGACGUCGCCUCUCCCACCACCAUGACCACCUCUCAUGACACACACAGCUUCACAACUUAUAGCACAUCUACAACUGCCACCUCCUCACCUCUCAGCACCUUGGGUACCACAGAGACAUCCACACCCACACUCACUUCUUCCAGUCCAGGUAUCCCUGCCGUCUCACUGACCACCAGUACCACCUCACCAAUACUGACCUCCACCCACACAGCCUCCGACAUUCCAGUGACCCUCACCAAGACCAUUGCCUCAUCCCCCACCGUCCAGAACACAGAGAAAACUCCACUGGCUAGCACCACGCUGACCGCCACUCCCAGUGUGACCACUAAUCUCACGACUCCUGGAAGCUCCCCAACAAGUUCCCUGGCUGCAGGCACUCCUGCCACGUCUGCAUCCUCCCCAGCCACGGCCACCAGCAGCAGCAUCGGGACCACACACACUGGCAGCGUUUCCUCACCUCCAACCUCCCCCCAUGCGCACCACACGACAGCCACAUGCUCCCCAGCAUCCACCACCAACACCACAUUCACAUCCGCCUUGACCCCAGCACCACCUUCCACCACUGCAGAGGUGACUGCAACAGCUCAGACCACCUUCACCACCUCUAUGGCCACCAUGACCCCCUCUCACGACACACACAGCUUCACAACUGCAGCCACUUAUAGCACAUCUACCACUGCCACCUCCUCACCUCCCAGCACCUUGGGUACCACAGAGACAUCCACACCCACACUCACUUCCUCCAGGCCGGGCAUCCCUACCGUCUCACUGACCACCAGUACCACCUCAUCUGUGGACAACACUGGGCCAUCGACCAUGACAACAGACAUGACUUCCACCUACACAGUCUCCAGCAUUCCAGCGACACUCACCAAGACCAUUCCCUGGUCCUCCACCAUCCAGCACAUGGACACGACCCCACUGGCUAGCACCACCAUGAGCGCCACUCCCAGUGUGACCACUAAUCUUCCGAGUCCUGGAAGCUCCCCAACAGGUUCCCUGGCUACAGGCACUCCAGCCACGUCUGCAUCCUCCCCAGCCACAGCCACCAGUGCCUCUCCUGCCAUGACCAGCAGUGUGUUCACGUCCCCCACAAGUACGAUCCUGUCUUCUACUCAAUUCCCAAGCACAGGACCAGUGACCACCGCCACCACCCACAGCACCCCAUCAGCUACCUGGGUCACCACAGCCCCUAUGACAGAUGCCAGGUCUACAGCUACAUCUGAGACGUCCUCAGCCAGUUUCCCCUCCAGUGCUGUCACACAUUCCACAUCUGAGGUCACCUCUCCCACCACCAUGACACACACACAGACCAGUGCUUCUUCCCUCUCACCCACGUGGCCCUCUGUGUCCACUUCAGAAACCACCAAGCCUGCUCCCACAUUGCAGGUAACUGGGGCCACAAUGACCCCCUCUCAUGACACACACAGCUUCACAACUUCAAGCAGCUACCCCACUUACAGCCCAUCCACAACCGCCACCCCCUCACUUCCCAGCACCCUGGGUACCACAGAGACACCCACACUCACAUCUUCCUCCAGUCCAGGCAUCCCUGCCGUCUCACUGACCACCAGUACCACCUCAUCUGUGGACAACUCUGGGCCAUCGACCAUGACAACAGACAUGACUUCCACCUACACAGCCUCCAGCAUUCCAGCGACCCUCACCAAGACCAGUCCCUGGUCCUCCACCAUCCAGCACACGGACACGACCCCACUGGCUAGCACCACCAUGAGCGCCACUCCCAGUGUGACCACUAAUCUCACGACUCCUGGAAGCUCCCCAACAGGUUCCCUGGCUACAGGCACUCUAGCCACGUCUGCAUCAUCCCCAGCCACGGCCACCAGCAGCAGCAUCGGGACCACACACACUGGCAGCGUUUCCUCACCUUCAACCUCUCCCCAUCCGCACCACACGACAGCCACAUGCUCCCCAGCAUCCACCACCAACACCACAUUCACAUCCGCCUUGACCCCAGCACCACCUUCCACCACUGCAGAGGUGACUGCAACAGCUCAGACCACCUUCACCACCUCUAUGGCCACCAUGACCCCCUCUCACGACACACACAGCUUCACAACUGCAGCCACUUAUAGCACAUCUACCACUGCCACCUCCUCACCUCCCAGCACCUUGGGUACCACAGAGACAUCCACACCCACACUCACUUCCUCCAGGCCAGGCAUCCCUACCGUCUCACUGACCACCAGUACCACCUCAUCUAUGGACAACUCUGGGCCAUCGACCAUGACAACAGACAUGACUUCCACCUACACAGUCUCCAGCAUUCCAGCGACACUCACUAAGACCAUUGCCUCGUCCCCCACCAUCCAGCACAUGGACACGACCCCACUGGCUAGCACCACCAUGAGCGCCACUCCCAGUGUGACCACUAAUCUCACGACUCCUGGGAGCUCCCCAACAGGUUCCCUGGCUACAGGCACUCUAGCCACGUCUGCAUCCUCCCCAGCCACGGCCACCAGUGCCUCUCCUGCCAUGACCAGCAGUGUGUUCACGUCCCCCACAAGAACGAUCCUGUCUUCUACUCAAUUCCCAAGCACAGGACCAGUGACCACCGCCACCACCCACAGCACCCCAUCAGCUACCUGGGUCACCACAGCCCCUAUGACAGAUGCCAGGUCUACAGCUACAUCUGAGAUGUCCUCAGCCAGUUUCCCCUCUAGUGCUGUCACACAUUCCACAUCUGAGGUCACCUCUCCCACCACCAUGACACACACACAGACCAGUGCUUCUUCCCUCUCACCCACGUGGCCCUCUGUGUCCACCUCAGAAACCACCAAGCCUGCUCCCACAUUGCAGGUAACUGUGGCCACCGUGACCACCUCUCAUGACACACACAGCUUCACAACUUCAAGCAGCUACCCCACUUACAGUCCAUCCACAACUGCCAUCCCCUCACCUCCCAGCACCCUGGGUACCACAGAGACACCCACACUCACAUCUUCCUCCAGUCCAGGCAUCCCUGCCGUCUCACUGACCACCAGUACCACCUCAUCUAUGGACAACUCUGGGCCAUCGACCAUGACAACAGACAUGACUUCCACCUACACAGCCUCCAGCAUUCCAGCGACCCUCACCAAGACCAGUCCCUGGUCCUCCACCAUCCAGCACAUGGACACGACCCCACUGGCUAGCACCACCAUGAGCACCACUCCCAGUGUGACCACUAAUCUCACGACUCCUGGGAGCUCCCCAACAGGUUCCCUGGCUACAGGCACUCCAGCCACGUCUGCAUCAUCCCCAGCCACGGCUGCCACCGCCUCUCCUGCCAUGACCAGCAGUGUGUUCACGUCCCCCACAAGUACGAUCCUGUCUUCUACUCAAUUCCCAAGCACAGGACCAGUGACCACUGCCACCACCCACAGCACCCCAUCAGCUACCUGGGUCACCACAGCCCCUAUGACAGAUGCCAGGUCUACAGCUACAUCUGAGAUGUCCUCAGUCAGUUUCCCCUCUAGUUCUGUCACACAUUCCACAUCUGACAUCGCCUCUCCCACCACCAUGACCACCUCUCAUGACACACACAGCUUCACAACUUAUAGCACAUCUACAACUGCCACCUCCUCACCUCUCAGCACCUUGGGUACCACAGAGACAUCCACACCCACACUCACUUCUUCCAGUCCAGGUAUCCCUGCCGUCUCACUGACCACCAGUACCACCUCACCAAUACUGACCUCCACCCACACAGCCUCCGACAUUCCAGUGACCCUCACCAAGACCAUUGCCUCAUCCCCCACCGUCCAGAACACAGAGAAAACUCCACUGGCUAGCACCACGCUGACCGCCACUCCCAGUGUGACCACUAAUCUCACGACUCCUGGAAGCUCCCCAACAAGUUCCCUGGCUGCAGGCACUCCUGCCACGUCUGCAUCCUCCCCAGCCACGGCCACCAGCAGCAGCAUCGGGACCACACACACUGGCAGCGUUUCCUCACCUCCAACCUCCCCCCAUGCGCACCACACGACAGCCACAUGCUCCCCAGCAUCCACCACCAACACCACAUUCACAUCCGCCUUGACCCCAGCACCACCUUCCACCACUGCAGAGGUGACUGCAACAGCUCAGACCACCUUCACCACCUCUAUGGCCACCAUGACCCCCUCUCACGACACACACAGCUUCACAACUGCAGCCACUUAUAGCACAUCUACCACUGCCACCUCCUCACCUCCCAGCACCUUGGGUACCACAGAGACAUCCACACCCACACUCACUUCCUCCAGGCCGGGCAUCCCUACCGUCUCACUGACCACCAGUACCACCUCAUCUGUGGACAACACUGGGCCAUCGACCAUGACAACAGACAUGACUUCCACCUACACAGUCUCCAGCAUUCCAGCGACACUCACCAAGACCAUUCCCUGGUCCUCCACCAUCCAGCACAUGGACACGACCCCACUGGCUAGCACCACCAUGAGCGCCACUCCCAGUGUGACCACUAAUCUCACGACUCCUGGGAGCUCCCCAACAGGUUCCCUGGCUACAGGCACUCCAGCCACGUCUGCAUCCUCCCCAGCCACGGCCACCAGUGCCUCUCCUGCCAUGACCAGCAGUGUGUUCACGUCCCCCACAAGUACGAUCCUGUCUUCUACUCAAUUCCCAAGCACAGGACCAGUGACCACCGCCACCACCCACAGCACCCCAUCAGCUACCUGGGUCACCACAGCCCCUAUGACAGAUGCCAGGUCUACAGCUACAUCUGAGAUGUCCUCAGCCAGUUUCCCCUCUAGUGCUGUCACACAUUCCACAUCUGAGGUCACCUCUCCCACCACCAUGACACACACACAGACCAGUGCUUCUUCCCUCUCAUCCACGUGGCCCUCUGUGUCCACUUCAGAAACCACCAAGCCUGCUCCCACAUUGCAGGUAACUGGGGCCACAAUGACCCCCUCUCAUGACACACACAGCUUCACAACUUCAAGCAGCUACCCCACUUACAGCCCAUCCACAACCGCCACCCCCUCACUUCCCAGCACCCUGGGUACCACAGAGACACCCACACUCACAUCUUCCUCCAGUCCAGGCAUCCCUGCCGUCUCACUGACCACCAGUACCACCUCAUCUGUGGACAACUCUGGGCCAUCGACCAUGACAACAGACAUGACUUCCACCUACACAGUCUCCAGCAUUCCAGCGACACUCACCAAGACCAUUCCCUGGUCCUCCACCAUCCAGCACAUGGACACGACCCCACUGGCUAGCACCACCAUGAGCGCCACUCCCAGUGUGACCACUAAUCUUCCGAGUCCUGGAAGCUCCCCAACAGGUUCCCUGGCUACAGGCACUCCAGCCACGUCUGCAUCCUCCCCAGCCACGGCCACCAGCGCCUCUCCUGCCAUGACCAGCAGUGUGUUCACAUCCCCCACAAGAACGAUCCUGUCUUCUACUCAAUUCCCAAGCACAGGACCAGUGACCACUGCCACCACCCACAGCACCCCAUCAGCUACCUGGGUCACCACAGCCCCUAAGACAGAUGCCAGGUCUACGGCUACAUCUGAGAUGUCCUCAGCCAGUUUCCCCUCUAGUGCUGUCACACAUUCCACAUCUGAGGUCACCUCUCCCACCACCAUGACACACACACAGACCAGUGCUUCUUCCCUCUCACCCACGUGGCCCUCUGUGUCCACCUCAGAAACCACCAAGCCUGCUCCCACAUUGCAGGUAACUGUGGCCACCAUGACCACCUCUCAUGACACACACAGCUUCACAACUUCAAGCAGCUACCCCACUUUCAGCCCAUCCACAACUGCCAUCCCCUCACCUCCCAGCACCCUGGGUACCACAGAGACACCCACUUCUUCACCCUGGUCCUCCAGUCCAAGCAUUCCUUCCUUCACUUCGAUCUCCAUCACUCCCUCAUCUGUGGGCAAUACCAGUCCAUUGAUCACGGUGACAGGCAACCCUUCCACCCCCACAGAUUCCAGUGUGUCCACAACCCACACUACAACCAUUUCCCGGUCUCCCACUGUCCAGAACCUGGACUCAACACCACUUGUUAGUACAAUCCACAUCACCUCCCCCAGCACACAGACGACCCCAGCAAUUCCUGAGAGCACCGGGGGAGGUUCUUUUGGUACAAGUGUUCGGGCUACAUCUGACACCUCAUUGUCAAUGUCCUCCUCUGCUAUAUUUACCUCUGUUAGAGGAUCCUCCUCUUCUCCUGUACAUAGUACUUUUUCUCCUGUAGGUACGGAUUCUUCCUUCUCUUCUCUUCCUACCUUCACUCCAUCACCACACUCGAGUACUCUCGAGUCAAUGUCACAUGCCCCUAUGACAAGUAGUGAGUUGUCCACUCUUAAAACCUCUGUCUCCACCCCCACAGUGGUAACGUCACUCACUACCUCUAGCGAGACCAGCACAGAAGCCUUCUCUGGGGGUAGCACUUCCACCAAUGCCAGGGUUACGUCUUUUGGCAUCUUGAUCUCUUCCACACCCUCAGUGAUAUUGUCCUCUCCUCUCUCUUCCACCACUAGCAGUUCCACCCUCACUACUACCACCAACGCUGAUCCUACCGCACAACAUGGCUCCAGUAUGGAAAAUCUCAGCUCUUCAGUCACUGCCUUUUCUCCUUCCUCUUCUGCAACGACCAGAACUUCUCCAACCAUCUCCUCGCUGACCACAACUCUCACUGAACUAACCCCCUUUUCUUUUAUUUCUCUUCCUUCCUCCACACCCUGUCCAGAAACUAUAACCAUUACAAUACUGUCCACCUCUCCCACUCUUCCAUGUAUCGAAAUUGAUCCCGGUAUUGAUGUUACCUCUCCUCCCACCAUACCAUUCUCCAUCCUUCCCUCUUCGACUGAAAUGGUUACCUUUCCCAGUUAUACCAGUAUAAGAACGGGGCUUCCAACACAUAUGGACUCUUCUACUUCCAUGACUCCAGAAUCCGAGCCAACCAAUAACAUAACUGAUGCUCCUAGUUCUUCUGGUACUAGGACCGUACCCAUGAGCACAGUUUUGAUGAGCACCCAAAUGCCCUCCAGUGAGAUCCCACCUAGCACCAACUCUGUCACUUCCCCACGUUUGCCUGGUUCCACUAAUCUCCCGCCUGCCACACAACCAAGCAGUAGUCUUCCAACGCGCACGACUUCAAGCAAGUUGACACACCCCACUCCACCCACCACCAGAAGUCCAGAGAUACCAGUGGCCACCACGAAGACUCCCACCAACCUUGUGUCACCAGGGACAACUUUGACCACCACUAAGACGACUACCGUGUCAAGAAUGACCACCACCCCAGGUGACUGUGACAAUGGCGGCACCUGGGAACAGGGCCAGUGCUCCUGUCGCCCAGGGUUCUCUGGGGAUCGCUGUCAGUACAAGGAUAUCGGGUGCCAGAAUGGGGGGGCAUGGGAUGGCCUCAAGUGCCUCUGCCCCCCCACCUUCUAUGGCUCUCGCUGUGAGUUUCCUGUGGAUCAGUUGGAGCUAGACACAGUGGAGGCUGAAGUGGGCAUGGAGGUGUCUGUCGAUCAGGAAUUUUCUCCAGACCUCAAGGACAACAUUUCCAAGGCCUACAGGGACUUCAACAAGACCUUCCAGGAUCAGAUGAAGAAGAUGUACAGAGAUGUGCAGGAGUUCAGGGGUGUGAAAAUCCUCUCCUUGAGGAGUGGCAGCAUCGUGGUGGACUAUCUGGUCCUGCUGGAGCUGCCCUUCAGCCGGCAGUUGGAGAGCGACUAUGAGAAGGUGAAGACAGUCCUGAAGGAGGCGCUCCAGAGUGCCAUUCAGGAUGGGGACAGCUGCCAGAAAAACCAGACCCUGUGUUUUAAGCCUGACUCCGUCAAAGUAAAUGAGGACAUCAGGACAGAGCUGACUCCGAAAGCCAUCUGCCGCAGAGCUGCUGCCAAGGGCUACGAGGAAUUCUACUUCCCCCUGGUGGAGGAGAACCGGCUCCGUUGUGUCACCAAUUGUGCACAGGGCGUGGACGGUGCCAUCGACUGUCAACAGGGCCAGUGCAUUCUGGAGAAGAGUGGCCCCGUGUGCCGGUGUUUCUCCACGGACACUCACUGGUUCUCGGGCCCGCGCUGCGAGAUGGGCAUCCAUUGGAGGGCGCUGGUCGGGGGCCUGGCGGGGGGCGCCGCGGUUCUGCUGCUGCUGCUGGGGCUGCUGAGCGUCUGGGUGGUGCGCUACCGGGGCAAGGACCGCCAGCGCCGAGGACGGUCCUGGGACGAGGACAGGCAGUGGUUUGAGAUAUGGGAUGAGGACAUCGUGGGGACUUUUUCCAACCUUGGCUUCGAGGACGACAGAAUAGUGAAGGAUGAAAACUUCCACGUGGCCUUGGAUAAUGUGGACACCAACAUGAAGGUACACAUUCAGAGACCUGAGAUGGCCUCGUCCUCGCUCUGAGCCCUGUGGGACCUCUUCACCACCCCCUCCACCCUGCCCAGGACUGCAGGAGGGAACCAACUACACUGCGUCCAUUUCGAGAGGUGGCCUCAAGCUCCUGGUGACCUUGGGCAAAAUCAGACUGUUCCCUUUACCCCCAUCCUCCCAACUGGGCUGAAACCCACCUGGAGACCCAGUUCCCAUCCAGGUUCUUCUGCUGUGAGACCUUGGACAGCUCAGUGCUUUCUCCCACCUGUUUCCUUGCCUGUAAAGUGGGUAUAACAUCCUUGUCCUGAUACCUCUCAUGAUUACUGUGAAAACCAGGUGUUUGUUCAGUUCUGUUCCAAUCUACCCACCUGUCUCCACCCUCAUGUUUAGGUCAUCUCUCUCAGAUCCCCCUUCCCCAGGUCUCCGGCUUUGGUCCCCACUUUUCUGUUUGCAUCCCAUCACUAUCCCAGUUGUUUCCGGGCCCCUCACUGAACCUGUAGGCAGCCCACCCCCUCUCCUGCCCUCUCCCAUAUAACCGCUUCUGUGCCCUGGCUCUCCUUCCUUGUCUGCUCCCUUCUGAGCCAGUUCCUUAAAACAGUCCCCUCCCCCAGCCCUGUAUCUCCCCAGUUUUUGUAUUCCCCUCCCCUAUCCCAGUACCCUCAGCCCUGAAUCCUUACCUCCCCAUCCCAGUGUUCCCCCCAAAAUCCUACCUCCUCCCCACACGCCUUUUCCUAGAUAGGUCCAGAUACUCCUGGCUUCUGAGGGUCCCCCAACUGGCACUCCCCAGGCCUCACCAUUCUGAGGUUCCACCCCUUUCUCUCACCCCAAGGGACCCAGAUCCCUGUGGGCAGGGGUGGAGCCUGAGUUUCCCAAGCCCCCAAGGAUGAGGGGAAGUGAGGUCCCCUCCUCCUCCUUCCCCUGAUUCUCCCUUCUCCCCUCCUUCCUCAGCCUCACAGCCUCCUUCCCAUCCUACCUGCUUCUCCUCCCCCUCUCUCCCUUGGAUCACCCCAUCCCUGCAGUGACCUCUGAGCCUGAAGCCCUCGGAUCUCCUUUGCCAGGAAGAUCAAGUUUGGGGACUGGAAGUUGUGGAAUCUCCAGUUCCCCAUGUGAACACAA
This is a messenger RNA of Sciurus carolinensis (gray squirrel), 12141 nucleotides long. RefSeq names its product mucin 3A, cell surface associated (gene Muc3a). The transcript has 13 exons. The record is from RefSeq and is a predicted model, not a curated record. The coding region runs from base 1 to 11058 and encodes 3685 amino acids. NCBI's taxonomy places the organism in Eukaryota, Metazoa, Chordata, Mammalia, Rodentia, Sciuridae.